CCUUCUACAUUUUUUUUCUUCUUUGUGCCCCUUUGCUUGGUUUUGGUACCUCUAAAUUUUAUAUCACCACCCGCGACUGAGUGCCCAAGAUGGGUGUUCCCGGUAGCAAUUUACAAGACCUUGAGCGUCAACGCCUCGAGCUCGAGGGCAACAUCUUGAAACUACAGGAAUCUCUUUAUCAUUGGAGAACCUGGGAGGCCGAGUACGAUGCCUUGAAGGACGAAAUAAGCGAGCUUGAUGACGAUGCCACAAUGGAUGACUUCCUUCGAAUAGGCCGCGACUUUGGUGGAUCGCUAGUCACCGAAGAUGAAGUCAAGGUGAUACUCGGAGAGAAACAAGGUGUGGCCAGGACCAAACAACAGGUCAUCGAUCUUGUGUCGAGGCGAGUCGACUACGUGAAACAGAACGUUACGACUAUGGAAAAGCGACUACGUUCGGUAGAGAACCAACUACACGCAUUUGACUCUGCUGAGCAAUUACCAACCGAACCCACCUCGGACUUUCCCAUGACGGAGAUUGUUGAGGAACUCGAUGAGGAUGGCAAUGUGAUCUCGAGCUCAACUGCGACGCCCGGAGAUCAGGCGCCAGAGCUCUUGGAGCUUCUCAAGAAGGCAGGCGUGAAUGAUGUCCCCGACGCCCCGAACGCAAAUGCGCAGCCCGGAUACAAAGCGAAGGAUGGGUCCAGCUCAGCAGACAAAGAACAUGGAGAUAUCUCGGAGAAGCCCAGCUUACGAGAGACCAACGGAAGCUCCGUGGCUUAUUCUGAAGAGAAGCCGGCGGCGUCCGACUUGGCGACUGAAAAGCAGGAGGAGCUGCCUGUUACGGAUAUCGAUGAAUCUCCGGAGGAUGCCAAGUUACGCCGUGAGAUGCUGCAGUACCAACUCAAUGAAGUUGGAGCUGUUGUGGCUGAGCUUGAACUGGACGAAGAUGCAAGUGACAUAUCCAUAGAUGAUGACUACGAUGCUUUCGCGUAUGACGAUGAAGAUGAGGAGGAAGAUGAGUACGGACGGAGUACCCGGACUGUUCUGAGCGAGGAUUAUCAUCAACAGAUGCGUGAGCUAGAAGCCAAGUUAAAUGCUCGAGGAAUGUGGAAUAUGGGCAAAGACACAGGCUCGCUGCCCGUGGAAGUCCAGAAAGAACUUGAGCAGCCCAGUAUGGUCCGGAUUGAGAAGAGCACCGAGACCGUGAAUGAACCAGCUCCAGAGAAGAAGCCAAAAAAGAAAGUCGCUUUCGCCGAUGAUCUUGAUAUUGCUCCAGCCCCUAAGCCCCCAAUUGUGGAGAAGAAGGCUGUCGCGCCUCGGCAAUCGGAUGUGCCUGUCCUUUCUGAUGCGGUUGUCGAGCGUACACAAUCAACUGUGAAGGACCCCAUCACGAAUGAUGUUCCAAAGAAAACGUCUCGCUUCAAGAGUGCUCGAAGCACUACCGGCAGCGAGAACAGUAUUCGACCUACCGAGGCACGCUCUUCACUCCGCAAACCGAUCACGUCACCAUCCCCUACAUUGCCUUUGUUCCCUGCUAAGCCAUCUGAACCUAAACCCUUCUCUCAGCCGAUCUCAGAUAUCACAGAAGCGCCCCGAGGCCCGGAGGGGAAGAUCUUAGCCGACACACUCGUUGAGCACGAGGUCUCUCAAGGCGCCGCCAUGCCGCCUGAGCUAGAUGAAAUCGAUGAGCAGAUACACAGGAAGGAGAUUGCAAGCGAGUUUUAUCGGAUACGAAACAGGAUGAUCCAGCAAAACGGCGGCUUCGUUGGGGGGGAGGAGCCGGAAACGGUGCCUAUCGAAACCGAAGACCCUCCGAAGCGGGUGAGCAGAUUCCGAGCUGCUCGGAUGACUUAGUUAUGAAGACAAUAGAACAGAUACCCUUAUUCACUUGUAUUUAAGCGCUCCCCAUCUACGUUUCAAGACCCGUAGCAACGGAAUUAUACUUGCCAUCGGCCCUUUUCGAAGGGUACUUGGCCAGAUGGGCAUACCUUUUCAAUGGUAUACCCAUUAAAUAAGUUCCAAUAUAAAAUUGGGGGCUCUCUGACUCCUCUUCUUUCGAUGUCAUUACUGGAGGUAUUGGGCUCAAUCGAGUACUUACAGACAGUGGUGGUGUGGAACAAAUGAAGUGUGGUUUUCGUUUCACCCUCAACAUAACAGUAAAAUCCAUCAUUAACAUAAAAAAAAUAGUUAGUUGCUUUGGGGAUCAUUCAAGUGUGAUACACUAAAGAACCGCACGGCAAAUGAACAGUGGUCUCUAG
Molecule: messenger RNA, 2239 nt
Organism: Aspergillus pseudonomiae
Lineage: Eukaryota; Fungi; Ascomycota; Eurotiomycetes; Eurotiales; Aspergillaceae
Product: prefoldin-like protein
Exons: 1
Coding region: 90-1835 (581 amino acids)
Biological process (GO): negative regulation of phosphatase activity; negative regulation of transcription by RNA polymerase II
Molecular function (GO): phosphatase inhibitor activity; chromatin binding; transcription corepressor activity
Source: RefSeq, a predicted model, not a curated record